UCUCGGGGAUUUUGCUUUCGGUUUAUUUUUCAUCGGGCAUUACCUGUUUGCCAUCAUAUUUGUUUCGUUGGGUGACACGCGCUUUCUCGUUUUGCAGAAAGAAACACGACGAACCGUGCCACCUCCAAUCAACAUCAACUGAAACGUACCCUGAAAAACAGGAAUAAUAACAAAUUAAGCAUGUCAGGUUGUCAGGAUCAGGUUGUUCCCAAACGAAAAAAGAGAAGAAAUAGAAAGAAAAUGUCUUCUGAGUCGGAAAAUGUAAGUUUAGACGAUAAAAAAGAGGAACAAACGAAGCCCCUGCAUACGUCCAUGGAAAGGCUCCAAGUACAGAAUAACAACGUACAGAACGUAAAUGUUAGUCGAAGUGCAGCUGGCUCAAAUUGGGAGGCGAUGCGACAAAUCCGGACUACGUCUGCAAGCGGCAGUGAACAGGAUGUGUGUGGAGGAAAAAAUGAGGACGACGAAAAAGUCCAGCCACCAGCUGGUCUCAGUAAGUCGGCACGUCUACGGCAAAAGAGAAAAACAAAUCAAUGGAAUAAAUAUGUAGCUAUGGACUGCGAAAUGGUUGGAGUUGGUUUCAACGGUCAAGAAGAUAUGCUUGCCAGGGUCUCAAUUGUCAAUAAAAACGGUGAAAUUAUAAUUGACAAAUUCGUAAAGCCACAGGAAGCCGUGACUGACUAUAGAACAAGUAUUUCUGGCAUUCGACCUCAUGAUAUAGAGAACGGGGAAGAGUUUAAGGAUGUGCAGAAUGAAGUGGUAAAAAUUUUGCAAGGUAAAAUACUUGUUGGCCAUGCGAUCCGAAAUGAUUUGUCAGUUUUGCACAUUAAACAUCCAUUUUCGAAUAUUCGGGACACUGCUAGGUACAAGCCGUUAUGUCGCUUAGUUGCAAAUGGUCGGACACCAAGCCUUAAACGGCUGAGCCAAGCAAUUUUGGGACAAGAAAUACAGACUGGUGAACACAACUCUGUCGAAGAUGCUCGUGCUGCAAUGCAUAUAUACAACCGUUUAAGUAAAGACUGGGAAGCAUAUCUAAGGAGACACCAACACAGGAAAUUGUAAUAUUAAAGAGCACUUCAUUUUUCAAUGCUACGGUACUCUGUCAUCGGCCUUACUAAAGCUGUGGAAAAAAAAACAAAACAAUAUCAUUUAAUAAUUCGUCAUUUCAUACAUAAGUUGUGAUGUUGCAUUUAUUCAAAUUGUUUAAUAUAGAAUUUUGUGUCAACAAAAUGAUAGACUCCCAUUUAUAA
This is a messenger RNA of Musca domestica (house fly), 1250 nucleotides long. RefSeq names its product RNA exonuclease 4. Lineage: Eukaryota; Metazoa; Arthropoda; Insecta; Diptera; Muscidae. Gene Ontology annotation, cellular component: nucleus. Gene Ontology annotation, molecular function: 3'-5' exonuclease activity; nucleic acid binding. The transcript is spliced from 2 exons. Gene Ontology annotation, biological process: rRNA processing. Bases 181 to 1062 code for a protein of 293 amino acids. The record is from RefSeq and is a predicted model, not a curated record.